Drosophila miranda is the source of this 3213-nucleotide messenger RNA. Its product is annotated as flocculation protein FLO11-like. Gene Ontology annotation, molecular function: DNA binding. The record is from RefSeq and is a predicted model, not a curated record. Lineage: Eukaryota; Metazoa; Arthropoda; Insecta; Diptera; Drosophilidae. Bases 754 to 2847 code for a protein of 697 amino acids. The transcript has 2 exons.
GUCAGGUGGGCCCGGCCUUUCCCUGAAACGGAGCCUUCCGUUGGCCAACGCCCAAAAAAGCAUGGCUGAUGUGGUAGCCGAUCCGCAAGAGCAGGAAAUGCGUCGAACCCAAGGUUCAGAAGAGUAUAUGGAGAGCGCUGGUACCAUCGCAGCCGAUGACUUCUCGGGCUUGCUGAAGGAAGAUGUUGACGACAUUUUGGGCAUGUAAGGGAAUCCGAGAGUCCGCAUAAACCUUGACGCAUGCUUGAGAUAAUACAUUUGAAUACUAUACAUUUAUAAUCCCAAAAGAACACUGAAAGUUUGCAUGACAAAAUUUUUAAUUUUCUAUUCGUAUAACGGAUUCCAAUACUUGACAUUCGGAUAACCAUUAAAUAAAUCACACGAAUGAGCUAUGAAAUUAUAUACAUAGAUACAUGGCUGUCUAUUUGGACACUCGAGUAUGUACAAUACAGUAUAAAUGACGUGUGUAUUAACUAUCAACUGACAAUUUUUGGUUAAAUCAAAUUCUAAUUUCUUUUCAAUCCUUGAUUUUUUGCAUUCAUUUAAAUAAAAGUUGUGAACAUUGUAAACAUUGCAAUUGCACCAAAAAGAAGCGUUUUCGUGUGAAGGCAGUGGGACCUAGUAAGUGGAGAAGUGUAUUGCGCAACGAGUACGCUCGCUGGAUGAACGUCGACGCCUAACGGAACAAAGCGCUUACCCUCCCGAUAAGAGAAAGAUCCGAGUAUCACCGGCGAGAGCACGAUUCUUAAGACUAUGAAGCCUUUAAUAGGGGACGUCGAGCCGCAGCUAAUGGCAGCUAAUGAAAAGAAGCCAUCGGAGAAAACUGAGAACAAGCCAUCGAACAUUUCCAAAAUAAAAAAGAAAUCCGAGGAGAAUGAGAAUGGCAAACGGAGCGAGGAACCAAAGGACUUCAGCUGGGACGAAGAGGAGUCGGAGCCCAGUUCGGAGAAGGAGGAGGAGUCGGAGUCCAGUUCGGAGGACGAGGAGGAGUCGGAGUCCAGUUCGGAGGACGAGGAGGAGUCGGAGUCCAGUUCGGAGGAGUCGGAACCCAGUUCGGUGAACGAGGAAGCCCCACCACAAGCCACUGUUGGCGCGACCGGAAAGCUGAUGACCGGCGAGGUCAAUCGUUUGACCAUUCGCAAGAAGAACUUGUACGCCUCUGAUUCGAGGGACCCCCUCGAGGCAAUGGAAUGCAGCACCGACGAGUUGAGCGGCUCUGGCAGCGGCAGCCUCAUCGGCCGUUGUCCAUAUCGCACCGUUCGUGCCAAAGGAGUAGCUCCGACUACGGCUACGUCACAGUCCAAGCCAGGCAUUACCAUUUCGGGUCGCGGUAGCGUCGUGGGCAGAACUGGCAAGAUCCCAGUCUCAAGUCCAAAGCCAAGCAGUCAAGGCUUAGUUUCAAUCUUAAAACCAUUCGCCAAGGCAACUCCUGCCUCUACAUCCAGCUCUAUGACGGCGUCCAACCUGGUUGUGCCCUCCACGCCUACAGUCUCAAGCAGCAGCCAGGUGACUGCCAGUCCAUUGGCGAGCACGGUCGGAGCUGAAGUGGGAACCACCACAACUAGCUCUGUCGUGACCGUAAACUCCAGAGGCGAGACAGAAAUGCAGACAGAUUGCCUGGACAUAUUCACUGAUCAGCACUUUUUAGAGAUUGUACGCCCACAGAUGGCGGAAAUGAAUCCCCGCCAGAAGUUAAACUUCAUGAAAAAGGUAUUCCAUUCCAUAAUGGAAACCUUUGAUGACGCCACUGACUUCCCAAAGGCUGAGGAGCUGCAGCACUUCAACAUUAAUACACCUUCUGGCUUUGAGCACGUCUCGGGUGGUGAGAUGCUCCUGGUGCGAGAGCUAGUGAGUCUGGUUUGUUCCGCCAAGCGCUCGGACGCAAUCUCAAAGCCCACUCCUCUGCCUGUCGUCACGGACACUCUGCGCCCAGUGGCUCGAGCCAAAACCCCAGCUCCUGUGCCAGUUGCACAACCGUGCUACCCCAUUCAGCGCGCCACCACACAGUGCAAAGGAGUAAACCUGGUCGCGUCUCCGAAGGAGAAGGAGAUCGGGCGCAACGCCAAGCCGAGCGGCGCGGUCACGAUUGUCAGUCUCGGUGUUAAUAGCCCCACGGAGGAGCUGGGCAAGAAGAGCGCCAGCAACUGUUCGGGGGCCAGCGUCAGUCGUGUUUCCCCGGCUCCUAUGGGUAGAUCCAGGAAAGGCUCAGCCGUAGUCAUACCCGCCACACGCACAGGGGUCGCCUCCCCGAUGAACACCCCAUUCGGCUCGACCCCAGCACAGGUGUUGCUCACUAAGUCCGGACCGCUCAAGGUAAGCACAAAGUCCGUCUGCGAGCCCAUGUUGACUUUAGGCCCGAAACCCGGCAACACAAACAUGACGAAUCUCAUGGAUGACGUCAAGCGUCGCCUGAGCCCCGACCCCGGCAUGGUCCCGGACUACCAGCGGCCCCGCAACUCCAGGACCGUCGCACCUGUCCCCGGAUCUAUAGCUGGCCAAGCAGCAGCUGCCGCUGCCCCACACGACAGUAAGAUGAGGAAGUCGACAGGUAGCGUAUCCGCCAGCCAGGAGCAGCCCCCGCCGCCCGGCUUGGCUCUCAAAGGCCUCGUGCAGCCCAAGCCGGCCACCGGUUCCCCCCUUUCAGGUGGGCCCGGCCUUUCCCUGAAACGGAGCCUUCCGUUGGCCAACGCCCAAAAAAGCAUGGCUGUUGUGGUAGCCGAUCCGCAAGAGCAGGAAAUGCGUCGAACCCAAGGUUCAGAAGAGUAUAUGGAGACCGCUGGUACCAUCGCAGCCGAUGACUUCUCGGGCUUGCUGAAGGAAGAUUUUGACGAAAUUUUGGGCAUGUAAGGGAAUCCGAGAGUCCGCAUAAACCUUGACGCAUGCUUGAGAUAAUACAUUUGAAUACUAUACAUUUAUAAUCCCAAAAGAACACUGAAAGUUUGCAUGACAAAAUUUUUAAUUUUCUAUUCGUAUAACGGAUUCCAAUACUUGACAUUCGGAUAACCAUUAAAUAAAUCACACGAAUGAGCUAUGAAAUUAUAUACGUAGAUACAUGGCUGUCUAUUUUGACACUCGAGUAUGUACAAUACAGUAUAAAUGACGUGUGUAUUAACUAUCAACUGACAAUUUUUGGUUAAAUCAAAUUCUAAAUUCUUUUCAAUCCUUGAUUUUUUGCAUUCAUUUAAAUAAAAGUUGUGAACAUUGUACACAUUG